This is a messenger RNA of Blumeria graminis f. sp. triticale, 1413 nucleotides long. The record is from the annotation of a GenBank genome assembly. Lineage: Eukaryota; Fungi; Ascomycota; Leotiomycetes; Helotiales; Erysiphaceae.
AUGGAUGGCCAGGACGACUUUGCUGACAUCUCAUGGCAGUCACCACAGGCUUUUCCAGCAUCGCUUUCUCCAAACUUUGGAAUGUUGCAGCACUCUGUAGACGAAUCCUCGCCAAUUACGAAAGGUGACCAUGACCAGCAGCUUGGAAAUAAUGUGAAUUCAGUGGACCUUGCAGGAGUUGGCGAGGGCGUACUUGAGUGUAAUGUUUCGCAACCUAUCAAAGAGAAUGAUGGUACAAAGGACAGCUAUGUUUCUUAUCUCGUAACGACUAACACAACAUUCCAGUCAUUUCAGAAGCCAACUACUACAGUUCGUCGACGAUUUACAGACUUUGUUUUCCUGUACAAGACUCUCGCACGCGAAUAUCCAACAUGUGCUGUGCCUCCUGUUCCUGAAAAAAACAGCAUGGCCUACGUUCGGGGUGAUCGUUUUGGUCCUGAUUUCACAGAACGGCGCGCAAAGUCCUUAUCUCGUUUUCUACUCCGCCUUACACUGCAUCCAACACUACGGCGAAGCGCUCUAUUAAUCAUAUUUCUUGAAAGUAUAGACUGGAAUGCAACGAUGAAAAUUCGACCCCAACGCGGAAGUCUUGGAGGCAGCGAUGCUGGUGGAAGUGUAUUCGAUGGUCUGACUGACACUUUUAUCAAUGCUUUCGCUAAAGUUCACAAACCAGACAAAAGAUUUACUGAUGUGCGCGAGAAAUCCGACAAAAUGGAUGAAGACCUUAUACACAUCGAGAAAAUUGUAGCGAGGGUUUCACGGCGGGAAGGUGAUCUUGAGACUGACUUGAAAGAUCUUGCAGAUCAAUUUCAACAUCUCAUUAUAUUGGAGCCUGAAGUCAAAAUUGGCGGUGACGCGUUUGUGGAAGAGCUAGAAAAUACCUCUUUAGGGCUAGGCUCACUUCGGAAGGUAUGGGAUCAUGACUAUUUGGGCAGCUUGCGAGAUAUGUUGGCAUACUCCUCAUCUCUGAAGAAUCUCUUGAAGGCUCGAGAACAGAAGCAACUGGACUUUGAGCAACUAACGGAGUAUCUGAAUAAAAGCACCGGUGACCGCGAUGUAGUUGCUAAUCCCCAUGGCGGUGGUGGUCAUAUAGGAGCUAGCGGUUUUUUGGCCAGAAAGAUCGAGGAUGUAAGAGGCGUAGAUCACGAGCAGAGCCGAAAGGAGAGGCUGCGAAAGUUGGAACUACGUAUUCAAGCACUUGUUGGGGGUGUAGAAGAAGCAAAAAGGGUCACAGAAGCCUUUGACGAAGAGGUUGUUCGAGAGGUUGCAGAUUUUGAGAGAAUUAAACGGGUAGAGUUCAAAAUGCAACUUGGUAGACUCGCCGAUGCCAAUGUAGAAUUUUAUGGUGGGGUAAUUGAGAGGUGGGAGACCUACAUAAAAGCCAUGGAAGCAACUGGAGCAUCGAUUGCAUGA